UUUGUUCUCUUUCUUUCACUGUGGUGGAUGGUUGCGAUUAAUAUCGAAAAGAAAGCCAGACAGUGUAAAGCCUUAGUGUGUUUUAUGCAGGACUCAUAUUUGUUGUAUAAUUGGACUGUAAACUCCUUGUGGACAGAGACCAUGUAUUCUGCCAUAUUAAUAUGUCCCAUAGCAUCGAAGCUAAUGAAUGCUGUGCGAUAGUACGUAUUCAUUUAGUCAUCAGAUAUUUACUGAACACCUACUAUGUGCUAGGCACUGUGCUAAGCUCUGAGGAUAGCUUCGUGAACUGGACAGAUGUGACUCUUGCUGUUUACAGAAUUUACAUUCUAAUGUUUGUUGAAGUCAUGUAACCUAGUAAAAUAAUGGCCCAUACUGAGCCAUUUUAGCAGUACAAAGCAUUAUAUGUAAAGUUUAAUAAUUUUGAGCUACGUCUGCUGUAUGAUUUAACUACAUUCUAUAAGAAGGAAAUAGUGGUAUCUGAUUUGUUUUUCAUCUUUGCUUUUUCCCUUUGUAGAUAAGAUGCUCCAAGCCGUUCGCAUCUCUCUUCAGAAGAAAAAUCACUAGUGCUCUGCUCUUGCCAUAAUACCAAAUCUUUUGACUUAUGCUUUGGUGCUGCAACACUGGAAGAAUUGCACACAGGUUCCAGGAAGAUCUUUUUUAAUUUGAGUGAUGCUUUAUGGAUGGAAAAAGAUUGGAAUCGUAAUAGUUACCCUGUUUUAAAGCUAUUUCUUUAUAGUCUGAACUGCUUAAUAAAUUGGGCCACUUACCGAUGAGCCACGUGGCCAGUUCUUGUCAAGAGCUGGUUGAAAAUUGUGCUGUGCAUGUAGCAGGGAUGGCACAAGAAGAUAGUCGUCGUGGUCAAGUGCCAUCUACCUUUUAUCAUGGUGCCAACCAAGAACUUGACCUGUCCACCAAAGUGUACAAAAGGGAAUCAGGAAGUCCUUAUUCUGUGUUAGUGGACACCAAGAUGAGCAAACCACAUCUCCAUGAAACAGAGGAACAGCCAUAUUUCAGGGAGACAAGAUCAGUGUCCGACGUGCAUGCUGUUAAAGAAGAUGGGGAGAAUUCUGAUGACACAGAAGAGGAGGAGGAUGAAGAAGUCUCUUACAAAAGGGAGCAGAUCAUAGUAGAGGUAAACCUUAAUAAUCAAACAUUAAAUGUAUCUAAAGGGGAAAAGGGUGUCUCUUCUCAGUCCAAAGAGACUCCUGUUCUUAAGACAAGCAGUGAGGAUGAAGAGGAAGAGAGUGAGGAAGAUGCCACAGAUGACAGCAGUGACUAUGGAGAGAACGAAAGGCAAAAGAAAAAGGAGAAGAUAGUGGAGAAAGUCAGCGUUGCACAAAGGAGGAGGAGGAGAGCUGCCUCUGUUGCUGCAGCUACCACUUCCCCUACUCCCAGAACUACAAGAGGUCGUAGGAAGAGUGUAGAGCCACCUAAGCGUAAGAAGCGGGCCACAAAGGAGCCCAAAGCACCAGUCCAGAAAGCUAAGUGUGAAGAGAAAGAGACUCUGACCUGUGAGAAGUGCCCCAGGGUGUUUAAUACUCGUUGGUACCUGGAGAAGCACAUGAACGUUACUCAUAGGCGCAUGCAGAUUUGUGAUAAAUGUGGCAAGAAGUUUGUCCUGGAAAGUGAGCUGUCCCUUCACCAGCAAACAGACUGUGAAAAAAAUAUUCAGUGUGUUUCCUGUAACAAAUCGUUCAAGAAACUCUGGUCCCUUCAUGAACAUAUCAAGAUCGUCCAUGGGUAUGCAGAGAAGAAAUUUUCCUGUGAAAUUUGUGAGAAGAAAUUUUAUACAAUGGCUCAUGUACGAAAACAUAUGGUUGCACACACGAAAGACAUGCCAUUUACAUGUGAAACCUGUGGAAAAUCAUUCAAACGGAGUAUGUCACUCAAGGUGCACUCCUUGCAGCAUUCUGGAGAGAAGCCCUUCAGAUGCGAGAACUGUGACGAAAGGUUUCAGUACAAGUACCAGCUGCGCUCCCACAUGAGCAUCCACAUUGGGCACAAACAGUUCAUGUGCCAGUGGUGUGGCAAGGAUUUCAACAUGAAGCAGUACUUCGACGAACACAUGAAAACACACACUGGAGAGAAACCCUUUAUCUGUGAAAUCUGUGGCAAAAGCUUCACCAGCCGCCCCAACAUGAAGAGGCACCGCAGAACUCACACAGGCGAGAAGCCCUAUCCAUGUGAUGUGUGUGGCCAGCGGUUUCGCUUCUCCAACAUGCUUAAGGCCCACAAGGAGAAGUGCUUUCGGAGGCCAGAGUGAGGACAGCUUUCUGCGGCACCUGGCGGAGAAGAACAGUUCAGCACAGCAUCAUUAACAGUCGUCUCCUUAAGUGUGGUCUCCAGGAAUUAAGUUCCCAUAUGUGAGUUGCAGGGAGAGAGUCGGUGAGCACUUCUGUAGCUGUCAGACUCUCCUCAGCCCUCACCAAGAGCUUUGUCAUUGUCUUGGUGAAUCAACAGAUCCAAGUAAAUGAACCAGAAGACGACCUGGUGCUCACAGAGGGAACCGUCAUCUAAACCAGUGGAACCACCGAACUAAAGUCCAAUUUGCUUGCAUUUUCUGGUGACUUUUAUGUAUUUCAAAUACUCAGACUCAUGAAAUUUUAUAAUUUCAUAUCAGCCGAUGAGGUAUGCUUGCUUUUAUAUCCUGGACUUCUCCUCAAAGAGGGGGUAGGCCUGGUUUCCUUUGUACUAAUCGGGAAGGCUGUGAGAUUAAUCCAGAGCAUUAAUUGUAUCACUGUGUAUCGUAACGAAUUCUUUUCAGCUUUUGGUGCUGGCUACAGUGUUGAGCUGGCCACGUAUCACAGUAUAUCAAGCAUUAUAGAGAAAGACGGAAAUUGUCUUCUUUGUGUAGCUCUCCUAACGCACUCUUUAUUUUACUACAGAAAUUAUUUUAGAGUUUUUGUAUAGACUUCUUUAGUAGCCUGUUUCUAAAAUGGAAAUGUAUUUCAAUAAGCGGUGUAAUUUUUUCAGUGUAGCUGGACCUAUGUUGUAAAAUAGAAAAAAAUUUUUAUAAUCAUCAAAAUGUGAUUCUUAAAGAUACAUAUAACUUCUAUAGUUCAAAAUUAUUCUUACAUCCGUACAACUCAAAGGUGCUUCAGAGACUAGAUGUAUCUGAGAGGGUCUCCAGACCAGGUUAUUAUAAAAAUGAGGUUUUGCUUUCAGAACGUGGCAUAAGUUCUUGGUAGUUUUGAUUCUCUACUUAAUACUCAAAUGGCUGUUAGACUCACUGACAUGCUCCUGUCCUUCGUGUUUCAUUUAGUUCAGUUUGUGCAUGAAAUGAAAUGACUUGCAGAGGGUUGGGCCUUGUGCCAGGGAAGUCACCUAAGAGCUUGCAUGUUUUGAAAAUCCGAGUAAAGCUGUACGCCAUCAAGAGGAGGAAGUAGUGGAGAUUGUUUCAUUUCAGUCACAUCUAUUGCUCACUUCCCUUUGGAACUGUGUUCAUGUUUAACUUCUAUGGGAUGACAAAUUAAGUCUCAUAAUACACUGCUCAUUUUGAGGUUGCUUUGUGUUUUUAGAAUUGUUAUGAGAAGAUAAAAUAGUAAACUGAAAUCACAAACAUAACAUUGCUGAUACUGACUGAAGAGAAAUUGGGUGAGAACACAAAUUGGACACGAGUUUUAAAAUAUCAGUUAUAUCACUGGAUAUGUCCACAACUUUGAGCUAUACUAAGACAGUUUAAAUAGUAGUGAGGGAAAACUCCUAAAGUUUUGCUGCUCUGUCUUCUGCAAAUAAUUAUGUGAUCCCAUCGUUCAUAGCUGAUAAGGACAGCAGCCGCUCUAAUACUGUUAGGCAGGUUAAGUUUUCAAAUUUGGGGAACUUCAAAAGAGAGUGGUCAACAGCAACUGAUUAUAGGAAAGGCUGAACAGAAGGGCUCACACACUGGUUAUAUGUAACUGAUCAAAUGUAUCCAGACCUGACGCAAUACAGCUAACACUUAAGGCUAGAUCUCUCUCUUCAUUUUUUAGCUUCAAAUUCUUCAUUUCUCCUUUUUUCCACAGGCUCUUAAAUCAUUGCCUGAAUCAGAAUCCUGGCUUUUAUUUAUUUUUGUUUUAAUUUUUAAUAUUAAAUGUGCAGAUAUCCUUCAAGCACUUUUCUGGCUGAUUAGUUCUUUGGUAAGAAAGAAAAUGGAACUCUUUCAUUUGAGGUUCAGUCACUAUUUUAAAAAUAUCACAUUCUCUAUUAGCAUUUUGGUUUACUGUUUCCAAAUUUCUUCCUUCUGAUUAUUGCCUUUGUCUUCUAUAAUGAACAUAGUAAAAUUUUGGAAUGAGGCAGAAAAGUACCUCAGACACACUUUCUUCCUGUUUUUGGAUGUCAGUUUUAAAGAAUGUUAUUUUUAAUAUUUGGUAUACCUGGGUAUAUCCAGGUACCCAAGCCAGCAAGGAAAAUUCCUUGCUUAUGACUGUUAUAUCUUUAGUAGCUACUGCCCCUCCCCCCAGUCUCCUUUGCAUUCCAUGACCAGUUUGUGAAUCUCCAUUUUUACGUGGACAUAUCACUAUUUCAUGGUCAAUCUUGUUAUAUUAAAAUGAUUUUGGGAAAAAAAGAUGUAAAUUGUAGCUGAGUUAAUUGGUUAUACCUUAUUUUGUUCUAAAUAAAUUUACAGUAUUAGGCAGCAGUUCUGAAUUCUAGACUUGAGACCACUGAAUCAACUAUUUAAUGAGGUGUGCUGUAAUUAUACACUGGAAAAUUCAGGUAGUCAUCUUUGAUUUUUACAUUCAAGUGAAUAUAGCCAUAAGAAAAUAUCUGCUACAUAGGAAAACAAAAGUAUUAAGCAAAUAAUCACCACCAUCCUUAACAGAAGCAAAAAAGAUUUAAAAAAAAAAAUCAGCAUUGUCACACAGUAUAAUUCUUAGUGAAACGUAUUGUGGAACAGUCUGUGAACAUCUAGUUUUUUCACCCCUGACUUACGACUUGUGGUCUUCAGGAAAACUGCUCAGAACUCUAUGACUCCGUAUCAGUGUCAUUUUAAAUAUGAAUAAUGAAAUGCAUUAAGAAUAUUCAUGACAUUAAUGCUUCUGAAUAUAAGAACUACAAGACUAAGCCUUAAACAUAUAUAUUAUCAGGUUUUACAUGCUCAAAACUCAAACUCAGGGUUGAAAAUUUGGUUGGGGUCCUUUACAGAGAUAAAAGUUGCAUUACAUGGCGUAUACCUUCCCACAUAUACUACAGCAUCCUGUGAAUUCUUCAAAACUUAUUACCUACUUGCUCUCUGUUUGUGAAUAAAAGACCUAUGGAGGAGUUUGAGUUCUCAGCCUUUAUCUGUACUUACAUAAGUCUUUUAAAGACAGCAAAGGCCACAUUUCAGCAUUAUAUUGAUAUCAAUUGAGGCUGUCUCUCAUUACUUAAUUUUACUGUCUUCAAAGGCUUGUAUCAUUGCUAGGAGUAAGAACUAUUUGAGGAAAAUUCACAAAGACUUUUUUGAGUUGAUAUUGCAUUUUUGUGUCUUUGCAUUUCUUCAUUCUUUUCUCAUAGAUUUAUCAUUCAAAUAUAAACUCUUCCUUAGCCUUAAUGAAAGGCUACUGCUUUAUCAAAUUGUGUCAGGUAGGCUUAUACUGAGUUAGAUUUUAAAAUGUAAAUAAAGAAAAGAUGAACAGUUUAAAUGUGACUUCAUUUCCACAUACAUUUGUGAUUUAAUUCUUAUUUUUAGCAAGCAGGGGAGGUUUCCACAUAAAACGUAACUAUAGUUCAGAGAAACAUUUGCAAAUCAGUUACUUAUACUUUUCUUAUCUACCAUUUACAUGAACUGUUUUAAAUUAAUGACUGAGCAUGGACGUUACCAUAGUUGUACCAUCCUUCUAAAGCUACACUUGCUGGAAGUACCUUUUAUUGUGGUAGAACUCUCUCUAUAAUUUGAUUAUCCCUUAGUGUACUAACUGAAGGCAAAAUGCUCUGAAGAGAUGCUUGUAAACUUUGAAUUUCCUACUUCUUGAAAAUUUUUUCAGUGUUUAUGUUCGUUGAAAGGAUAUGUAUGUCUAGUUUUAUUUUGAUUUCACUAGAAGUUUUACAUUUUGAUAAGAUGAAGCAGAGAUAGAAAUCCAUUGCAGAUGUAUAUAUAUUUAUUCCAUCUUGCAGAUUUCGGUUAGUAAAACACAGAAUGGUAGGUGGGUUUUAAUGUUAGGAAAAAAAAGCUAAAAUUAGAGAAGCCCUUCUGUUUGAGCUGCUAUAUAGAAAAGACAACUUUUAUUGCAUUGCUGAUCCACAUGAUGAUCAUUUUGAUGCUGUUCUAGACCGUAUGGGAAGUAUUUAAUGAAAAAGGGGAUAAGUUACAUUUUAAAAUUUUAUCAGCUAUCUACCAUUAAAAAAUUAACUCAGAUUAAUUCUUCUGCCUAUAAAAUCGAACAAGUAAAUAUUGGGUUUUAAUUUUCCUUUGUCUAAACCAAGAUAGGAAAUUUCUGAAAAGAUCAUUUUUUUUCAGGAACGAAAGGUCAGAAGCCAUUAGAGAUAGUGGCAUUAUUAUGCAAUAACAGCACCAUAACUAGCCUGCUUCUGUUAUCUGUAGCAUUUAUAAUAACUAAUGAUGACCUUUCAACCCUGAACACUACCUCGAUAAAGCAAACCAGAGAUCCUCUCUACAUUUUCUAUGGAAGCCAUAAAUUUGCCAUCAAUAUAUCCACUUUACCGUUCUGUACUUUUAUACUCUGUAGACUUUUUAUAGACUUUAUGAUCAGAUCUUUUUGUCUUAGAGGAUAAGCUUCGCAAGAUUCAAAGGAAAAUGAAACUCCUUGGUUGUCCCAACUUUAAAGAUAACGUACCGUUUAUCAACAAUUCUCCAUUUAAGUCAAAACUAUUUUGCAAAGUUGCAUAUCGGGAAAACAAACUUCUCUUGUUUCCUAUGUAGAAGCUACAUUGUUGUAAGAAACUACUUAUAAAGUGGAUUUCUACCUUGUUACUCUACGUAUUACUCAAUAAUAUAUGUAUUGUCACAAUGUUCCUGAAGUUGUUUUUAUUUCUUUAUGGCAGAUGAGUAUACAUGUCUCUUCUAAUCCUCUGUUUUCUCACUGCAGCAUCAGUCUCUCUAACUCUGUUCUUGAGUGCCUUCAAACAGCCAGCAUCCUGGAACAUUCUUUUCCUGGUCUAAAUCCUACCUCUGAUUACUUCAUUCUCCAUGAGUAUCGGAAUCCUCCCUUAUUCCAAUUGGUUUAGCUCUACAAACUAGCUAUAAAACCUUGGAUGAUAAUUUUGAACGUAUUUGUCUUGUUCUCCCAUGUCAUUUAGAUUACAUUUUUAACUUUUAUUUGUAUUUUAUUUCUUUACAUGUUACAUCUCUAGUGAUAAAAGAUUUUAUCCUUAUCUUACUCUUCACUUUCUUUUCUUUUGCCAGAAACUAGACGUUACUUUAAAAUGAAAGGUCAGCGAGUAUCUCUUCUGGACAUCUUUUUCUCACCUUAAGUCUUCCUAAAUGCCUCCCCUUUCUGACCAAGGGAUCCCGACUGCUGCUGUUGCUAUGCCCUGUUCCUACGUGGUUUCUCUCCCCAAGAACAUUUUGUAAGGUUGUACCCAGAAUUUUAUUUCAGAAUUGCUGUUUUUAUCAAAAGUCCUUUAUUGAUUCUUGAUCUGUCUCUCUCAUCCCCAUUUCCCUCAAAAACCUCCAGUUACUUUAUUGUCUAGUUUUUCUCAUCUAAUUAAUUUUAAAAGUAUGAUUGGUAUAAUAUGUGAAGGAUGUAAUAAAAAGAGGAUUGCAGUGUGUUCUCCAUGUGGUACGAGCAUCUUAUUGAGAAAACAUUUUAGUAGUUGGCUCGUCUUUCACAACCAAAAUUGAAUUUGUGCUGUGUAACCAGUCUCUCGCUCCUUUUCGGUUCUCCUCCAAAACCGAAAACAAAUGAAACUCUUUAAAAUGAAGAAAUUCGAUUAUGUUGUUCUGGUGCUGUUUGUUUGUUUGUUUGUUUGUUUGUUGAAGUGAAUGAAAGAAUGCUAUUGAGUAUUUUGGCCUUAGUCAAAAUCUUUUCUUUGUGACUUAAAAUCUCAUGCCUCUUUUCUUAAAGCUAGUAAUACUCAGGUUUUCAAGACUAACUAACCACAUGAGGGUAGGAGUCUAAGAAGGCAGCUGUCAGUAAAUUCGUAAUCUUUUGGUCUUGUGAUUGUUUUUGGUCGGACAGUGCAAAAUUGUGAGAAUUGGUUAUGUUUGAUAAUGAAUAAAUUCAACACAUUUGAAGGCUUAAUUGGCUGUUUGGGAAGACUAGUUUACAAAAUGCAGAAGAUAGAUGUCUGUGUUACAGAAAUAAGUAACAAAGGUUUCUUGUUUUUAAAAUACUUUUCGCUUUAAUUUGCCUUGAUUUGCCCCCAUUAAUGGCCUAGAAAUUGAUCUCUUUCAGGUAGUAGCUGGCCUACCUACAAUAUCUACUUUAAAAUUCGUGGCUUUUCCCUUCAGAGUCCCGGGCAAUAAAACAGUGGAGAGCCAUACUUGGUUCACGUUCAGAGUCGCAUCCUUUGAGACAGACUGUUGACUUGUUUUAUGUCUUCAAUAGAAAACCUUUGGUACAAGUAUCAAAUAGGAUCCUUACCCCCUGAGAAAUGUCCCCACAGCUUUCUACUUCCGGGUUACUUUCACACUAGCAACUUUAGCAUCUCUGGUGAGGUCAGGGAUAUUACAAAUUAUUUGAAAGGGACUUUGGAGAGUAUAGGAAAUGGGGAUGGGACAAGAAUGGGUAGAAGCUGAAUUUUGCUUAACUUCAAAAGGAAAUUGGAUAACUUGCAAUGCUAGUUGUUUGAUCAACUGAAGAGCCUGUCUCUGUACUGGAUGUGCCAAAGAAUCCAAUUGUUUAUGAAUACCUAGCUCCUCUAAAUGAACACAGCUUCCUACCUACCUGUUUUUACAGGUGAAAAGAGAUCAUGUGAUCAAAAGGACAGACUCCAGCUCACUUUCUGCACAGGACUCAAGACUGUGCUUGAUUGCAUUUUCAAGUUGGUGGGAAGUAGUUUAUUCUCCUAGAACCUCUAACCAACCCUUCUAGAGAUAAUUUUUUCUAUGCUUGAUUAUUCAACUAGAUUACUAGGUUUAAAAGGAAAGAAACUGUGGCAUAAUUUUGAUGUUUACUUCUAAAGUUGUAUCCCCAGCCUCUGAAAAUCUGAUGAAUUUUCUCAAUUUCCCAUGGUAAGUUUGAAUAUGUGUUUUAUUUAUUUCUUGACAUGGGCUGUAUGAUUCUCUUUCAUUAGCAGUACUGGCUUUGUCCACAAGGGAGCAAUAAAGUACUGUAGCUUCUUUAUGCUCAACCUCUUGAAGAAAGAUCCCACUUUUAAAUCUUUUAUAGGAUAUCCUCUCUCAGCUCAAUGCUUAAAUUUAUAUUUAUAUAUCUUGAUUUUUAAGGAAUUUCCCCACAUAACUAAGUCUAGUCAUUGCCCAGCCCACAGCAGAGAUUGAUGUGAGGGCCCAGAGUGCCUUGGAUUCAUAAAGUGGGUCAGGCAUCUUAAUAGCAAGUUUAAAUAACGGUGCCUGGAGAUUAAAAGCCAGGACCUUUCCAUGGAGGAUCCAUCGUGUACUAAGUGCCAGAGCAGGAAGGCUCCUCUCCUUACUUUCUUCCAAAUCUCCCCCCAACCACAGACCAUCACAUCUCUGAGAAGGAUGAGAGAGACAGGUAACUUUGGAGUAUGAGUGAGGAAAUGCUUUGCCUUCUCUCUCCAAAUGGAUUAUCUUUUACACCAGGGAGCAAGUCCUCGAGGUCACACUCUGCAUCCUGACCUGUGGGAGGUCCCCUGCAGCCGGCACUCCUCUGGGUGGAAAUUCGGUUUGGUGCUUCCUCUCUGUCAGUUACUUGUCUUAGGGCCACUUCUCUGGCAGAAUCAGCUCUCUGACUUGAGAAUUUUGUGUCAUUGCAGCAGCAUCUUCACAAUAAGCAGGUCAGUAAUCAACUGUGAGGGGAAACACCAGAAGUAAAUCUUUAACCUGUAGAGCCAGGAGGCAUUUAUACCUGGAAUGGCCUUUUUAACUGAUUUCUGCCUGGCCCUCUUUCCCCAAGCCAAGUCUGACCCUGAGCAAUACCAGACACAGGGAGAUAGUGGUGUCUGCUCAUAACUUCAACACGUGACAAAAAUCAAAACUGAAGCUGUGAUUGGUCUAGGUAGCAGGUGGUCAGGUGUGAUUUGUUUGUUUUUGUUGUUCCCUACAUUACUGAAAUCACUUGCACUUUUCCUCAUUUCUUAAAGAAAAGAAAAUCCAGUUUGCUUGCCAGAAAUUGUUUAGCAUUAGGUUUACAAAGCUUGUUGUUGAAUGUUGAUUAUUUGUCCAAAGGAGUUUGACAAAACAGAAGCUGCUUGGUCCCUGUUCUGCCUGCUAGGUCAUAAGGAUUAAGGCCAUGCGGCUGCGGUACUUAUGUCAAGUCCAGAAUGGGGCAGUAUCCCUUUCCUACCUCUCUGCAGAGACACAAUUGAAGGUCAGGUUGGACUCAGUGUAGGGCAGGUACCUCUCAUGCUGCGAAGAAGUUUAGAGGAGUCUUUUGGUUGUGGAGGUGACAGCACAGGGUCUCUUAAGAUGGGAAGGAUACUGGGGAGAGGAGAGAUGCUUGGCCCCAGGGAGUUGCAGUGAAGUGGAACUGAGCUCGCCUCCUGAAUCUCCAAACUAGCCCACUUUGCCUAGCUUCCCUGAGUCACCUUUUUCUAGCAUCCUGUCAGAUCCCUCAAUGUACUGAUUUUCCUUCUUGUGUUAACUAGUAUCAAUAUUUUUUUUCUAGCAAUUGAAAUGCACUUUUUUAUUUCAACUCAAUCAUGAUUUUAAGUAUAAAAAAUUUAUAGAUUGUUAAAACUACUUUUUUGUGUAUUUUUAACCACUCAAUGUAGCAUUGUAUAUUUUAUUCUUGUGAGACUCUGGUACAAGGUGUGCCACUUCAUGAGAUUUCCGAGAUGCUGGGCCUUUGGAUGUGUACGGUAACCAACUUAAUGCUAAUGUUCAAAGUAUAAAAAAAAAAAAAAAAA
This is a messenger RNA of Trichechus manatus latirostris (Florida manatee), 10905 nucleotides long. RefSeq names its product zinc finger protein 652 (gene ZNF652). Bases 770 to 2263 code for a protein of 497 amino acids. Lineage: Eukaryota; Metazoa; Chordata; Mammalia; Sirenia; Trichechidae. The transcript has 6 exons. Gene Ontology annotation, biological process: regulation of transcription by RNA polymerase II. Gene Ontology annotation, molecular function: RNA polymerase II transcription regulatory region sequence-specific DNA binding; DNA-binding transcription factor activity, RNA polymerase II-specific. The record is from RefSeq and is a predicted model, not a curated record. Gene Ontology annotation, cellular component: nucleus.